AAAAAUGGCGUAGUUUGUUAAAUGUCAGUGUUGUGAAAAUGUAAAAUAAAUAAAAAUGUUUAGACUCGUAAGAAGUGUUUUUAUAUGCCUAACUGUUCUUCUCCUUAUCAUAGAAACAUGCUCAAGCGACCCGCAGCCGCCAUUCUUAGCCCUCCACAGUCCAGGGGACACCGAGUAUAUAGAUAUUAUCGUGCGACAGGAACAUGAUAAUUUGACUCUGGUCUGCGAGGUGCGGGGGGACACGACGCCGAGGGUCUAUGUGUGGAACUAUGUGAAUGACAACGGGACGGAUAGAGGCAGACCUUUCAGCAUAGAGCCGGCCGGGGGGGCAUCGGUGAGCAGUAAGCUGGAACGGACCAAUCUGCAGGUGUCAGACAGCGGUCACUACAUGUGCUCCGCGCCGCCGUUCAGCAGCACGCUGUACAUACUGGUGCAACCUCGAGGCCCGUCGUACUGCGCGCGCGGCGCGUUCUGGUGCGGGCCGCGCUGCGUGCUGCCGGCCUACGUGUGCGACGGCUGGCGCGACUGCCUGCACGCCGAGGACGAGGCGCAGCCCUUCUGCCCGCCGCAGCCCUGCAGCCGUAACGACAAGCUGAACUGUUCAUCCGGUCGCUGCAUCUCGGAGUCGGCGUGCUGCCGGGCGGGCUCCGCUCUGUGUCGCGAGCCGGCGUGCUGCGCCGAGCACCGCUACUCCACGCUGGCGGGUUAUGUAGAAGUCGAGUUUCCGCCUUUAUUUGAAGAUAGGCACGCACCAGACGAUUACGGGUUCAUACAGUCAACUAUAUACACGGUCACCGCGUGCGCGCUGAUCUUCAUGAUCGCGGUGGUGCUGCUGGUGUCGGCGCUCUGCAAGAUGCACAUGAAGCGCGCCGCGCUGCGCGGGUACGCCGCCGCGCACCGCGACACCGCGCACCACUACGCCGCCCGCUACCCCCCGCGCUACGAAGCGGCCGCGGCCAGACUGCUGGAGCCCGGCGCCGCCAGCCCCGUCCGCAGCCCGCAGGCCACCUCCGAAGCCGGCAGUCCAACUACACCUCAGUCACCGAUCGAGGCCAACGACGACCCCGCUUGCAACGGGGGCUUCGGACUCUCGAGACUAUCCGCUAUAUUCUGCUCCAGGUAUAGACAGGUACCCACGCAAUGCUGUGACGUUGAAAUGACAGACGUCAGGUCCGCCUCGCUGACCAACUCGCCGACGAACCGUACUCGAACCCUCGACUACCGUUCGCCGACGUACUGCGACACCGACAUGUACUUCACCAACCCGGACCUGACGGCGCGCGAGCUGAACUACAUGGCGACCCCGAUAGAGUUCCUCAGGCGGCGAACGUUCAGACGGAACACGAUCGACAGGGUCAUGGACCAGCUGUCCGUUCAGCGGCCCCUGACGUUACAGCUAGGUAGGUUCCAACUAAGCAUACCUAGGUUCGGGAGGCGGUCCGAGGAGCCUAGGCCGGAUACGCCGAACGUGGCGGAAAUCAACAUAGAUGACCUUGAGUUCGUUAGGCUACACUCGCGGGAAACGUACACGCUCAACGGUAGGACGAUAAGAUUGCUCGGAGCUAAUUUCGAGAACUACCCAGUAAUGGACAGCUCACGGCCCCCCCCUUACAAUGAGGCAAUGCGAUACAAGUACGGUCCCCCCCCUGAGUAUUUGAGCAGGGAGGGGAUUAACGGGCAAGGUAACACCGAUUGUACGGAGAACGAGGCAAGGAGCAAUGUAGAAAUGCCACCGUGCUACGAGGACCUAGCAUCCGGUGUCGACUCUAAUGCGAAUAUCGAUAAUUUGACGGUCAAUGUCAUCGAUAUAUCCGAUAAUUCGAAUAAUAACGUAACCUCUGUUGAUAUAGUUGAUAAUUCAAAUGUUGACAAUAAUUUUAAUUCAGACAACGAUAAUAAUAUGCUCGUUAAUACUGUUAAUUCUGUUAAUUCGGUUAAUCCCGUUAACACGGCUAAUUUAAUUGACGAUAGUUCGGUUCCCGAGACAAUAAGUUCCGUUAUCGAUAACUUGCCAGCUAUAGAUAGUGAUGUGAACGCAAACGAUAGUUACAACGAAAUUGCGUAGCGUUAAAAAAAAAAUAUUUCGAUAUGUUUUCUAAGUGAUUUUAUUUUUUAAGUGUUAUAUAUAAUUUGUUAUAUGUUAUUAUUAUAUUAUAUAUAUAUAUUAUAAUCAUUUUUCUACAAAAAAAAAGUGAUGGUCUCAUAAUAUCAUCAUAUAUUCUUGCGUUCGUUCGUAUAUUAUGCGCUCGCGCAUAUUAGAUCAUAGAUUUAGUUGAUUUCUCAAACGUCAUUGGUCUAUGGUAGCUGAUGACCAAUCAGCGUCCAGUGUUUUGCUAGAUUAGUUUAAGAACAGAUUAUAUAAAGGUCGGAUUUUAAUUGUGUUUUCACUGUUAUAAGAGAAUUGUCUUAAAUGAUUUUGUAUAAAGCUAAACUAUAUACAAAAUUAUAUAAAAUCUGACCCGAGUUGGUAACAAAGAAUUGUCUAUAUUAUACAUUAUACACAAGUAAAGUAAUAAACUUAAAUAUAUGUAAUUCAAGUAAGCUCGUACAAGCAAUUUUUAUAUGUCAUUAUAAAAAUAAUAUUAAAUUUAAUUAAAUAAGGAACGAGAUGAAUCAACAAAUAAAUAAUCAGUUUGUUAUUUCUUUAAUGUUUUUUUAUAAUAUAUAAUAUAUAUUUUUUUUUAAUUGGCAAUAAAAACAUAAUCAUUAAAAUUAAGAAAUAUUCAAUAUAAUUAUUACUCUUUCGUAUUUUGGUAUAUUUAUUAUAAGUGAUAUUUGAAUUUGAUAUUCAAUUAAAUGAAAUUACAAAUCAUUUAUUCAACAUAGAAGGAUUAUUAGUUUAUUGUUUGUCAAAUUAGAAACUGCAAACGGUUUGGUUAAGAAAUUACUUGAGAAGAACUGAUGAAAUUCAACGGGUUUUUUAAAUGUGUUCAAAGGAAAUAGCCAGGAGACGAUCGUUUCAUUCUUAAUUUGUGCUAUUAUCCAUGAACUCAACUUUAUAAUAAGCUUUUGCAUAAAAGCAAAUAUAUAUAUUGACGAGCCGGUUGGCGUAGUGGGUUCUUGCCUUUCACGCCGAAGGUUGUGGGUUCGAUUCCCACUCAGGAUAGACAUUUGUGUGCAUGAACAUGUCUGUUUGUCCUGAGUCUGGGUGUAAUUUUAUAUAUAUAUAAGUAUGUAUUUACAAAAUAAAAGUAGUAUAUGUAGUAUAUCAGUUGUCUGGUUUCCUAGUACGAGCUUUGCUUAGUUUGGGUUCAGAUGGCCGUCUGUGAAUAAUGUCCCCGGAUAUUAUUAUUAUUAAAUAUAUAAUAAAACCGAUAUAGCUCAGUGAAUAAAAGGUGUAGAUUUAAUUCAAAUAUAUCAAAUAUUUCUUAGUUUUUUUUUUAUCUGCUAACGUUACAUAAACGUAACAGGUAUGUGUCAGGAAAUCUGUGUUGAACCGAAUCGUUUUUAAUACGUAUGACCUUUGUCCAACAGUGGGAUUUAUUGUUUUCAAAUUAUUUUAUCGAUACAAUGCCUUAAACAAUGGAUGUACUAGUCAAUUUUUAUUCCAGCUUUAAUAUAAUUCUUUAUUUUCUAAAAUAACCCUUACACAUAUUAUUAUAUACCACAAUACAAUAACGAACUUUAAUAAUUAUUUGAUAUAUUGUUUUAUUUAUCUUUUUAAUUAUAUACAGACAUUUUUAUACAAUUAAAAUAAAAAGAACAAAAUACACAUUACAAAUUUGAAGCAAAAACACGCCGUCUAAAAGAUUGUCCUGUGGCAUUAUAAAGGAACUAAAGAAAAUUUAAUUAAAGUGACUUUUAUGUCAGUACAUAUUAUAAUAUAUAAGAAAUGUCAUCAAAAUACGAUAUCAUUUUUGAAUAACUUUACAAGCAACCGAUUCUGAUUAUAAGAUUCUAUCGAGAAGAACCGGUAUGAAACUCGAUAGUUACUCUUUCAUCGUCGUUACGAACAAUAGUGUCCGUCUAUGUAUCAUUAGACGUAAAUAUAUAAUAUGUUAUAUGAUAUAAAGAUAUAGAGGAUUUAUUGAACUUACGAUUGUAAAUAAAAAUAAGGGUGUAAUUACGAUAAAUUGAUGAAAAUAAUUUAAAUAUUUCCAAUAGUCCAUUCCAAUGGUAGAAUUUGUAAAAAUACACAAACCUUUACAAAUUCCAUGUGAUUCGUCGCUUGCGCUUCAAAUAGUUCUCGAUUAAUAUAUAUCUAUUUAUAAUACAAAAAAAAUCCCCUAAUUUUACUUCCAAAGUUUCGAUAAAAUUUCAAAAGAGCUUUGAUUUCGAUUCAGUAAUCGAAAUUCGAGAUGGCCCAGCGGUAAGAACGCGUGAAUCUUAACCGAUGGACGUGGGUUCAAACCCGGGCGAGCACCUCUGAAUUUUCAUGUGCUUAAUUUCCGUUUAUAAUUCAUCUCGUGCUUUUCGGUGAAGGAAAACAUCGUGAGGAAACCUGAUUGUGUCUAAUUUCAUCGAAAUUCUGCUACAUGUGUAUUCCACCAACCCGCAUUGGAGCAGCGUGGUGGAAUAAGCGCCAAACCUUCUCAAAAAGGGAGAGGAGCUUACCUUAGCCCAGCAGUGGGACAUUUACAGGCUGUUACUAAUCGAAAUUCAAUUGAUAUUCCCAAUCGAUGAGUGUUUUCAAAUUGACUAAUUGACCAGAUACGCUCUAACGAUGUUACCUACGUGAUUCUAUUUGUAAGUGAAAAAUUUUGGUGUACGGUUCGGAGAGGAAAGGUAUCGAAGUCAAUCAUUGAUUGGGUUUUAUUAAAAACUAGUAAAAGCCGCGGCUUUGCCAGCUUGGAAUGGUGUUUGUGGUGAAAAUUCGAAAUUUGCCGUUUUAACGUACGUAAUAUCUCAUCAUCAUCAUGUCAGCCGAAAGACGUUCACUGGUGGAAAGGCCUCCUCCAAGGAUUUCCAUGGUGGCCGGUCUUGCGCUGCCCGCAUCCAACGGCUUCUCGCGACUCUUUUUAUGUCGUCGGUCCUCCUUGUAGUGGGCCCGCCCAUGCUGCGUCUUCCGUUUCGUGGUCGCCACUCGAGAAUCUCUCGUCACUCGAGAACUCGUCAGCGUGAGAUUUGUUAUUGUAAGUACGCGUGAUCGGUCAGCUUCCACGCUUACACAUAAUUUCUCGUGAGUACCUCUCAUAAUUUUUUUUUUUUAAUUUCUAUAUCAAUAACGUUUUCGAUUAUUAAAAAAUGGUGAUGUUGAUAUUUUUUUAAUUGUUGCCAAUACGUCCAUAGACAUUGGCAUUGUAAGAAAUGUUAACCAUCGCUUACAUCGCCAAUGCGCCACCAACCUUGGGAACUAAGAUGUUAUGUCCCUUGUGCCUGUAAUUACACUGGCUCACUCAUCAUUCAAACCGGAAAACAAUAUCAAGUAUUGCUGUUUUGCGGUAUAACAUCUGAUGAGUGGUACAUACCCAGACGAGCUUGCACAAAGCCAUACCACCAGUACAUUAUAAUGACAGUGCCAUAUUAAGUAUGUAUCUGUUUUCUUUUUAAAUAUCCUUUGUAUAUAAGAUUGAAUACAAAUCUCUUUUCUAAUACCGGAUUCUGUGAUCUCGUGCUAAACGGGCCUAUAUCGAUAACCCAGUACUUACUAGUCGAUUCGAUGAGUAUUAUACUCAUACAAUUAAUAAUUAUAUAUCAGAUUAUGGUACGACACAUAUAUCAAACUUACACUGUGAGGCCUUCGCUUAGCUGUGGUAUACUUAUGGAUUACUGUCCUCGGUAACUGCCUCCUUGGUCCAGUGGCUUGAUGCAAGGCCGCAGACCAGGAGGCCCUGGGUACAAUUUCCAAGUCGGGCCAGUCUGGUUUCCAUAGUACAAGCUCUGCUCAGUUUGUGGCCGUGUGUGAAUCAUUUCCCAGGAUAUUAUUAUUGUUUCAUAAUCGGAUAUGAAUCUCAUUUCUAUCGCUACUAACGAUUUAUACGAACUGCCAAUAAAUAAAUUAACAUAAAACGCUUUAAUGAUAUUUUUGUAACAGUUUACAAUAAAAAUAUAAACAUUGAAAAAAAUUACAACUUAUUUUUCAAUAUGAAAAUUCAAACGACUUGUAGAAGAAAACGUCAAUUUGAAAUCUUUAUUUUUUAUCUGUUGCAUACGUUUAUUAAAUAAACAAAAUGACCCAAUGACAAAUACACAAUAUAUUAUAUAUAUAUGUAUAUAUAAUAUUAUGUAUUAGAAUAAGUACUUAGACAAUUGUAAAUAGUUGACUUUAAUAUCCUUUUAGUUUAAUAUACAUUUAGUUCUUAAGAUAUUUUUUCUUAAUUUUAAUGCGAUAAAUAUUAUCAUUAAAUUGUCAAUUUUGUUUUUUAAAUAGUUAAGUCACAUUGAAUUUUAAUACAAGUGUUGCAAUAUGAAUAAAUUACAAAACCCAACGAUAUAGUCUGUGCUCUAUAGCCUAACUAAAUAUUAUUAGUACAAUGAUCAUAGGUUAGGUUGUUUUUAGGAGAUCAGAAUCCAAAAGGUUAUGUUAUGGUUUUGAGGGGAAAAAUAUGCUGGACUAUUUUCGAAGAUGUUCGCUGAUUUUCUAGGUUCAAAUCUUGGGUAGGGCCAAUAAGAGAAAAUAUUACGCGAUGGUAGUAUCUUAGCUGUUAUAUACUCAUAGGUCCUGGACCUGGCCUCAGUAAUAUUGGAUUAUCUCAAGGGAUUAUAUAGGGAAAACAUGUUUGUUCACACACUUGUGCACUUUAAUAUCGUGAUUGCUUUAGCGAUGGAUAUAGACUUUUGUGAUGGGCUACUUAGCCGUUUAGUUGAAUAAAGUUGGGUGACAUUUUAGGUAACAGUAGAAGUAAAUAUAGAUUUUCUAAUAUGACUGUACCAGCAAAGUCGAAUUAUAAAACAAUUAAAGUGAGGUUAGGUAAGAAGGUUGGGGUCCAACGGUAACCAGGAUAGAGUCACGUAGAUUAUCAACGGUCGGAAAAAUUAUGAAUUUUACUAUUGUAAUGUAUUUGGUGUUUUUGUAAUACGAUGUCUAAACUUAACGCCAUCGUAGUACGAGAUAGAGUAUCAACAUUUAGACUUGUCAAAAUAUUUCAAAAUGAAGUUUGUCGACGUAAUAAUGGGCAACCAAUGUACACUUAUUUUUAUGUAUAAAUUAACUUGCCAUAUAAAAUUAACUAUUAUGUAGAAUCAACGUGAACUUUUUUAAAUAUUGUGUACUUAAUAUAUUUUUUUCAAUUGGCAACAUCACAGGGCGCGAUAAUAAAUGUGUCUUUUUAAAUUAGCUAUUAAAAUUCGCUUUGUAAUUAAUAUUAUUUUGUGAUAAUCUGUUAUAAUGUUUAUCGUAUAAGUAUGAUUGUUAUAAAGUAGUUGUAUGCACAUAAAACAAUAAAAAACAUAUCACAAAUAAGAAACACGGCUUUCCACGUAUUUAAAUGUUUUUGAAAUUAUAUAUAUAUAGUGUUAGUAUGUGCUUUGUUGAUUGUGGGAAAGGAGGCGAAAUAAUCAUUGUUCAAUUCGUAACUGGUAAGUCCACAGUCCAGAUAUUCUGAUGCCUCUAUUAACUAGGAAUUCCUUACGAGAAAAAUUGUAUAAAUAAUUUAAUUGUUAUAUUUAAUUUAAUGUCAAAUACGUCCCCUAGACAUUUUAGGGGAUUCCCAGACGUAAAUGCUACGUUCAUACAUACAAAUGUUGAUUAAAAAUGUACUUAUGUAUUGUACGUUUCAGUUGUUGGUCAACUGAAAUCGAAUCGUAUGAACCCGUUAUGAUAAUUUCGCAAUCCUUUCUUAAAUCAUUCCAAGCAACGCAAGUAUGCGUAACGAGGUAAUUUGUUAUAUAAAUAUAUUAUUAUAGUACAAAUCCAGCCUUUUAAAUGCCUUACAGCUGUAUUUAUAAGCGAAUAAAAUGUAUGUUUUAGAAA
This is a messenger RNA of Nymphalis io (European peacock), 7852 nucleotides long. RefSeq lists its product as uncharacterized. NCBI's taxonomy places the organism in Eukaryota, Metazoa, Arthropoda, Insecta, Lepidoptera, Nymphalidae. Gene Ontology annotation, molecular function: protein binding. The transcript is spliced from 10 exons. Bases 56 to 2065 code for a protein of 669 amino acids. The record is from RefSeq and is a predicted model, not a curated record.